Messenger RNA from Malaya genurostris, 9566 nucleotides. Its product is annotated as serine/threonine-protein phosphatase 6 regulatory ankyrin repeat subunit B-like. Gene Ontology annotation, cellular component: ciliary inversin compartment. The record is from RefSeq and is a predicted model, not a curated record. The transcript has 2 exons. Gene Ontology annotation, biological process: protein localization to ciliary inversin compartment. Gene Ontology annotation, molecular function: protein binding. Bases 4137 to 6626 code for a protein of 829 amino acids. Lineage: Eukaryota; Metazoa; Arthropoda; Insecta; Diptera; Culicidae.
AAUAAAGACGUUUAUUUCAGUUCACUGUUAACUGGUUUUGUUUUUAAGUUUGACCAAGUGCUUCAUUCUCGUGAAAUAUUGAAAAUCAUAUCAACUGAAGUUUAUGGUAUAUGCGGGGCACGAUUAUUUGAGUAUUUUUGAGAACACACAGAUUCAGGUUUUAGAAAAUGCAACUGCAAUUCAAACGCGAGUAAAAACUAAACAAUUUAGAUCGAAGUAACUGAUAUUGGCACUGUUAAAAUGGCCGAAGACAACACAAAAUAUAAGAAGACCGGUACACUGGGAGGAGCUCGCCACGGUGACUCUUUCCAGGUGCACUUACUAAUGAAAAUCUACCAAGGAGCUGCCCGUGAUGAGAGUUUUACAAAUUUCCGCUUAGCAACCGAAUGGGAAGAUGCCGAAAAAUUCGACGAUGCGGCUCUGGUGUGGGAAACAGAUGACGGAGAAACUCAAAAUUAUUUGUUCGUCCAAGCCAAACACAAACAGUCUUCGGAUAUCGACGAAAAACAUUUUUUCCCGGUGAAAGAAAACGACAAGGUAAAGGGAGUCUUUUCGAUGUACAAAUAUUUUCAAUCGUUUUAUAACAUUAUGAACAACAGUAUGUUCGAUGGUGGGAACCAUGAUUUUGUGAUCUACACGAAUGCAAAACUAAAUAAUAGUUUGGGGUGGUUCACCAAUGAUGAUAUCCAACCUUCAGGUGCUCUGAAAUUACUAGGAGGCAGCGGAGAGUUUUUUAAGGUACGAAGUACUGAUGAAUGCAUGAAGAAUUUAUUAGAUUUUAGCAACAAAGAUUUCAACGAUUUACUAGAAGAGAUAGAAAAUGUUUUUAGAGAUAGCAAUGAAAACAUUAAAACCGAUUUAAUUAAAAAGUAUUGCGCUGAAUUGAACAAUCAAGUGCUUUUUGUUGAUAAUGGUGCAGUUCGAUUUACUGAUAGAUUCAAGAAUUGUGAAAAUUUGAUCCCUGUAGAAAUGAAACUGCACGAGGUUUUUUCGAAUGGAAACAAAAUGCAAACUAUGAUGAGUACAAAUAAGCAACUGAUCGAAGCACUGAAUUUCAAAAAUCAAUCUAAAAGUAGACUUAGAUAUUUUAAAGAAGCAGAUGCUAAGAACUUCCUUGAAAAAUGUAUCAUUGCUACCAAUCAGCCAAACUACGAAGCUCUUGAAAUUCAAAUUACAGAAAAUUUCAAGGGGGAUCAGGACUAUGUCUCAGAUAAAUUGUACGCCAAAUUGAUGUUUGUAGAUCUGCGCAAAAUGAUUUACAGUUGGUUAGACUGCAAGGAAAAUGAUUUUUGUCAUUUUCUAAAGAUAACUGAAUUUACAGAGCUCUCAGCGAAAGUCAUUUGUACCAUUGCAGAUUUGAAGCUGGAGAACCCGACAAACUUAUUUAAAUACGAGAUGAAAAACGUUCACAUCAAAUUUGCAAGUUGCAGUCCUCUAGAAAAUUUGAUUAACUCUAAUUUUCCUAUGGUUGUAUAUAAAAGUACCGAAGAAGGGUUUCUAACUUGUCUUAAAGUGUAUCAGAUUUUUCAUAGCAAAAAACAAAACUAUCACUAUUUGAAAAUAACAGAUUUGCUUCACUUUGAGAAAGAAAUAAAUAGUUUCAAGAACGCGAAUUCGGAUGUUUAUAUUCUACUUGACGAUGAUUGUCCAGAGUCUAAGGUUUCAUAUGACUUUUUCGAAUCAGAUUUUGUUGGCAAAAAAAUCAAACUUAUUUUCUUAACAUCCGUUGAAACUCGCGCCAAAAAUUUCUUCAAAAAUCAUCCUUUUUAUUCGAUUGAAGAUUCAAAAGACAACAUGAAACUGUUGAGCAAAGAUAGUCAAGAGAAACUUUUACAAGAGUCAGUGUCAUUUCAAGGUGUUGAACUUAGUUUGCAUAAAUUACUUCCGACUAAAAAUCUUCGUGCUCUCAUAAGUGACAAAAUAGUCGAAAAGUUGAUACAACAAAACCGUAUUGAAAUUGGAACUGCUUUACCUGAAUUGCAACUUGAUUGUUAUAUCGCACAAACUAUUAGUGACACGUCGCUUGGUACUGGGUCUGAUUCUGGUUCUGAUUCUGAUUUUGAUUUUGAUUUCAAUUUUGAUUCUGAUUCUGAUUCUGAUUCUGAUUCUGAUUCUGAUUCUGAUUUUGAUUCUGAUUCUGAUUCUGAUAAUGACAAUUAUAACGCGUCAAACAAUUUAUCUACGAUUCGAAAAGCUAAGAAAAACUAUAGCGAAGGGGAAUUUCUCAAUCAUUCCUUCCGAUUUAACACGAUUUUGCUGACCUCAUUACCAGGUAUGGGGAAAACUACCCUUUGGAUGAGAUUAGCUCAAGUUGCAAAGAAGUUGCAUCCUACUAAUUGGAUCCUGUUCGUUCGACUGCCUGAUUGUGCGAAAAAACUAGAAGACACAAACGAACUAACGAAUUUAGAAGAUGCAAUUAGUCUUCUCUGUGAAAUUCUGUCGAUGGAAUCUGACUUUGAACGAAUAUUAUUUUCGAAAUGGCUACAGGAAAACGAAAGCAAAAUUACCAUAUUUUUCGAUGGUUUCGACGAACUUCCUAUGAAAGUAAUGGAGAAAGCUAUUUCAUUAUUUCGUAUGCUUAAAAAAGCGCGGAUUUUUAUCAGUACACGAUCCCACCAACAGGAAGUUUUGGAAAAGGCCAUAAAGGUGGAGACAUUUGACUUGCAACCGAUUAGCGAAAGUGACCAAAUAGUUCUUUUGAAACAUCUUCUCGAUGUUUCGGAUAUUCGUGAUCCGACAAAUUCAUUCGUAGAGAAACUGAUCAAAAGCAAACCGAUGAGGAUCCUCACAAAAACUGCUGGCACUCCUUUAAUUAUUAACAUGCUAGCCGAAAUCUAUAAAUCAUAUGUGAAUGAACUACGCAAAUCAAACGAAAACACUUCUUUGCAAUCCCUCGAUCCAGAAAAUUUGGACUUUGUGGAACUAUUCGAAAAUUUUACAUACCAUUCAUUCAAACGGCAGCAUAAAGUGAAACGUAAAUUGGACGAUGAUUUGUUGGAUAAAAAGCAUCUUUUAUAUGUAGGCUACGUCAAGCUCCAUAACUACCUCGGUCUCAUGAGUUUAAUUGGGAAAGAAGCGAUGCAUUUGAUUGAAAAUGACGAACAAGAAAGCAGAUCACUAGAGAAACAAGCAGAUCGGGUAGACUCUCUAAUUAUGCCAAAAUAUUCAAAUGGAAUUCCGCACUUCAUCCAUGCCACGAUAGCUGAAUUCUUCGCUGCAAAGUGUUUGGGUGAGUGUUUGUGUCGUAUGAGGUAUAUCGACAAAAAUAAGCAAAUAACAGAUAUUUAUGAUUUGUACACGAUUUUAUUAGAACACUACCCGUUCGUUCGUAAAAUCUUGUUUUUAUUUGCAAGAUCAAAUGAGCAGCUUCUGGAUAAAUUAUUGCAAAUGUGUUUGUUGGUGCGUCCUGAUUCGUUUUUGUGGUAUAAACAACUGAUUUGUACAAUGUCGAACUGUAGUGAAGUUAUCUGCAAAAUGAGGGAAUACAUCCCUAGCUACUUUUACCCAUCUUUAGAUAACAUUAGAGCAAAAGACCAUAACAACCUACCAUUACAUGCUGCUGUCCGGAGUGGUACUGCCGAUCGAGAUAAUUUGUUGUUGAGCCAAGAGGGAUUAACAAAUUUCGUUCUUGAUUUGUUGUUAAAUAAAAAAAGAGAGAUAAAUUCUACAAAUGCGAACGGUGAAACUGCACUGGACAUUGCUUUGGAAUUUGGUGACGCUAAAAUUGUCGCACUACUUCUGGGCCAGUCAGCCAUGACAGAAAGGAGUUCCAUGGAGAAAAUACUUGCAGGUACUAAUGAAUGCUCUCAACUGUUCUUAGACCGAGGAAACCCUGAAAGUAUCAAGAAAGCCAUUCGCAAUGAUCGGUCUCCCUCCAUAGGUAGUUACAUGUUUGCUCUAGCAUUGCAAAAUUUAACACUGACCAAAAGAAUUAUCUCAAAUGCCGUUAUUUCUCAUAAUACUGAUAGAAGCAAAUCGUUGAAGUUGCUCUAGCAUUGCAAAAUUUAACACUGACCAAAAGAAUUAUCUCAAAUGCCGUUAUUUCUCAUAAUACUGAUAGAAGCAAAUCGUUGAAGUUUUUGAUAAAUGAAAACGAUGAUUCAGCACGUGAAAUUAUCAAACGAUUGCUACAAAAUAUGAGAGUCUUGCUAAAGGGAGGAGCUGAACUCGAUAUCGAAGCCUUCAAUAUUUCCAUUUUAUUAGGAAAUCCAGCAACAAAUGAAUGUAUAGAGCUACUACUAGAAUACGUAGGUGAUCAAGAAGAUAUCCACAAUGAACAGUUUACUGCUUUACAUUCGGCUGCAUUCUUCAAUAACCCCGAGUGUGUGGACAUGCUUAGUCAAAGAGGAUUUUCAGUAAUGACAGUAAAUAAAUUUUGCAAAAUCCCUCUUCAUAUCGCCAUUGAAGAGAAUGCUAAGAAGGUUAUCGAAAUAUUGCUAAAAGAUAAACAAGCAACAGAAAUGUUGCGCACUUCGGAUAACGAUGGACAAACUGUUUUACAUUGGGCCGCAAUGUAUCAUAAUUACGAGCUCGUGAACAUUUUUAUUGAUCACGGUGCAUCGGUAAUGGCAAAGGAAAAAGAUGGUAAAAUCCCUCUUCAUAUCGCCAGUGAAAAAAACGCUAUGAAGGCUAUCGAAAUAUUGCUAAAAGAUAAACAAGCAACAGAAAUGUUGCGCACUUCGGAUAAAAAUGAACGAACUGCUUUACAUUUGGCCGCAAUCCAUGAUAAUUACGAGAUCGUGAACCUUCUUAUUGAACGCGGUGCAUCGGUAAUGGCAAAGGAUGCAAUUGGUAGAAUCCCUCUCCAUAUGGCCAUUGAAGAGAAUGCUAAGAAGGUUAUCGAGAUAUUGCUAAAACAUGAACAAAUAAAUGAAAUGUUGGACACUUCGGAUAAAAAUGAACGAACUGCUUUACAUUUGGCCGCAUACUCUAAAAAUCACGAGCUCGUGAACCUUCUUAUUGAAGGCGGUGCAUCGGUAAUGGCAAAGGAUAAAGAUGGUAAAAUCCCUCUUCAUAUCGCCAGUGAAAAAAACGCAAAGAAGGUUAUCGAAAUAUUGCUAAAAGAUAAACAAGCAACAGAAAUGUUGCGCACUUCGGAUAAAAAUGAACGAACUGCUUUACAUUUGGCCGCAAUCCAUGAUAAUUACGAGAUCGUGAACCUUCUUAUUGAACGCGGUUCAUUGGUAAUGGCAAAGGAUGCAAUUGGUAGAAUCCCUCUUCAUAUCGCCAUUGAUUAUAACGCUAAAAGGGUUAUCAAAAUAUUGCUAAAACACAAACAAGCAACAGAAAUGUUGCGCACUUCGGAUAAAAAUGAACGAACUGCUUUACAUUUGGCCGCAAUCCAUGAUAAUUACGAGCUCGUGAACCUUCUUAUUAAACUCGGUUCUUCGGUAAUGGCAAAGGAUGCAAUUGGUAGAAUCCCUCUUCAUAUCGCCAUUGAUUAUAACGCUCAGAAGGUUAUCGAAAUAUUGCUAAAACAUGAGCAAGCAACAGAAAUGUUGCGCACUUCGGAUAGAAAUGAACGAACUGCUUUACAUUUGGCCGCAAUCCAUGAUAAUUACGAGAUCGUGAACCUUCUUAUUGAACGCGGUGCAUCGGUAAUGGCAAAGGAUGCAAUUGGUAGAAUCCCUCUCCAUAUCGCCAUUGAAAAGAAUGCUGAGAAUGUUAUCGAAAUAUUGCUAAAACAUGAGCAAGCAACAGAAAUGUUGCGCACUUCGGAUAAAUAUGAACGAACUGCAUUACAUUUUUCCGCAAUCUCUGACAAUUACGAGAUUGUGAACCUUCUUAUUGAACGCGGUGCAUCGGUAAUGGCAAAGGAUGCAAUUGGUAGAAUCCCUCUCCAUAUCGCCAUUGAAGAGAAUGCUAAGAAGGUUAUCGAAAUAUUGCUAAAACAUAAACAAAUAAAUGAAAUGUUUGAUGCUUCGGAUAAAAAUGAACGAACUGCUUUAUGUUUAGCCGCAAUCUCUGGUAAUUACGAGCUCGUGAACCUUCUUAUUGAACGCGGUGCAUCGGUAAUGGCAAAGGAUGCAAUUGGUAGAAUCCCUCUUCAUAUCGCCAUUGAAAAUAAUGCUAAAAGGGUUAUCAAAAUAUUGCUAAAACACAAACAAGCAACAGAAAUGUUGCGCACUUCGGAUAAAAAUGAACGAACUGCUUUACAUUUGGCCGCAAACCAUGAUAAUUACUACCUCGUCAACCUUCUUAUUGAACGCGGUUUAUCGGUAAUGGCAAAGGAUAAAGAUGGUAAAAUUCCUCUUCAUAUUGCCAUUGAAAAGAACUCUGAGUAUGUUGUCAAAAUAUUGCUAAAACAUGAACAAGCAACAGAAAUGUUGCGCACUUCGGAUAAAAAUGAACGAACUGCUUUACAUUUAGCCGCAAUCUCUGAUAAUUACAAGAUCGUGAACAUUCUUAUUGAUCGCGGUUUAUCGGUAAUGGCGAAGGAUAAAGAUGGUAGAAUCCCUCUUCAUUGGGCUGUUAUUAAAAACAGUUUGAAUUUAGUUGAAAUAUUGCUUGAACACGAGCAGGCAUCCAACAUGUGGAGCACCCCAGAUAAAAACGGAUGCACUCCUUCACAACAUGCCAAACUGAAUCGUUUCCUGUGCUGUGCCGAUAUUCCACCGAAACUUUGAGAAUCGAUAAUGACAGAAUACGAUUCACAGUGAUUUUUACCUGUUUAUCGAAUCUACAGUGAUUUUGGUUUCCGAAGUGGUUCUGGGUGUUAAUUACUUUGAUUUAUCAUAUUUUAGAUACUUUUUAUAAAGCUUGCUUCAGAUAGAAUUGGAACAAAGACAGUUAGUUAUUUAUUAUUGAAUUCAAGAUCUUUUUUAUUUAAAUGUAGCGUUUUCUUCAUAAAAUUAUUCGUCACGGUUUGGAAGGAAUUCUCGAAUUUUUCCUAUAACAUGGUUCAUUAGACGGCGCACACCUUCUUCGUCCAUCGUUUUAGCUAUCUUAUUCCACCAGGUCGUCAUCUGAUUGAUGCCUUUGACAACCUUUUCCUUUGCCUUGAGGCUCCUCUUCAUGAUGGCCCAGUAUUUCUUUAUAGGGCGGAACUGGGGGCAGUUGGGUGGGUUAAGGCUUUUCGGAACAAACUGGACCCCUUUCUCUGCAUACCAUUCUUGAACGACUAUGCUGUAAUGACAGCUUGCCAAAUCUGGCCAAAACAUUAUGUGAUGGUCGUGGGAUCGAAUGAACGGCAAAAUUUUUUUUUGAGACACUCUUUUUGGUAUAGUUCCGAUGUCAUUGUCUUAUUUGUAACGAAAACUUUCACCACAGCUCCAAAUGCCCUGUCAAAUCAUAAAUUUUCUUGCAAAUUUUUCGGCAAAAACAAAUUCAAAUUUGGCUGGAACAUCCCCCCGAGCCGUUGCCAAGUAAAAUUUUUGACCUGAAAUUUGCCCGAAGUCAGCCUUGACAUAGUUUUCAUACACGCUUAAAAACAGUUACUCAAAAAUGAGUAAGAUCUCACUCAUCUACAGAAAAAGUGGAACAACUCUAAUUUAGAGUAACUCCGAAGUUACUCAAAUUUGAGUUCUUCCACUGGAAACGGUAUUUGGGUAAAAUCUACUCAUUUACUGAGUAAUACUUUAUUUGUACAUGUACCAAAAAUAGAGUAACUAUCACUCAAAUUUUGAGUGAAAUUUUAUUUCACAUAUACCAUAUUUGCAAAAAAAAAUCUCUUUUACUGAGUGUAUUGUGUUAAAAUAUUAAGUAAUUGAACUCAAUACUAUAUCAAGUGGUGGUUGCUUGGAGUAGUGUGUUAAUCGCAAAUUAACAUACAUGUCAGUUAUGCUCAGGCACCAAUCAUACACUUAUUCCUCAUAAAUGACAUUUGACCAUAUUCGGUUUCAUUCUAAAGCACAACACGGAGUUUAUCAUUCCGGUUUUUGCAGACACAACAUCGUUUGUGUUGAGCGACUCACCCUCGAAAUACGCGAUCUCACUAACAAAAUAUACAACCUGUUGCUACAAAUGGUUAUUACAACCUUUAGACUGAUCUUGCGAAUAGUAACAAAAAAACGAGCUAUUGCGUUAAACUCAAAUUUAGAGUAGGAGUUACUCAAUAUCAUUGAUGAUAACUACUCAAUUUUUGACGUUUCCAUGUAUCAUUUGAAAAUGAGUAACUAGUACUCAAACUUUGAGUAACUUUUUCUAAGCGUGUAGUCCAUCAGAAGACACCCGUCGAACUUGGUCAGCACCUGGUCAUAUAGUUUCCGAGCACGAAUUUUGACCACACUAUUCUGUUUUAUGGUCCGAUUGGGCUGUUUGCUAGCUCGAUACGACUUGAUUCCUUCCCGGAGUCGAGUUCUCCUCACGGUACUAUCGCCGAAUUUUCUGGCCAAAUCACGGUCCGACAGAUCAGCAUUCCUCUUAAUCGUCUUCAAAAUCUUACCAUGCAGUUUCCGGUCGACAGUUCCACUCCGACGAUUGGCUUUAGGCUUCCGAAUCGUCGUCAAUGUUUCCUCAUACCGUUUGAUAACGCACCAUACGGUAUUUCUGGGCAAUUUAAGCUGUUUAGCUAGCCUAGAUGCAGACCACAAUGGAUUUUCCAAAUAACUGUGCACAAUUUUUUCCCUUCUUUCGGCUUCCAUGUUGAUUGUUUACAAAGUACAGUCGAUUUGCGGAAUGUCAAAAAUCAUACAGGAAGCUGACAAAAUCCCCAACACGUGGGCGCCAAGAGCUUCCGAAUCCGUCCACCAGGAGUGACACAAUAUGAGCGAAAGUUUGUUCCAAUUCUAAAUGAAGCAAGCUUUAGCCAAACGUAACAGAUUUUCAAUAUGCCGAAGGAAGAAUGAGAGUUGAAAUUCUACUGAAUCACCCUGCACACCUUAGUUCGGUUUCGUCUUGUCAUCGAGGAACGAGCGACGUUGGUAAUUUUAUUUCAAUGAGAGACUAAAGCGCUUCGUCUGUCUGCGUUUGUUUUGGAUGCGGUCAUUUAUUAAUGAGGCAGUAAAAUAACGAAUACAAGACUGUUGAAUAAGAAUUUUUUAAUUGGCAAUGCAUGACAAAUUAAAGCUCUGUAAACGAUAUCUUGCGAGUUUUUCCUUUCUCUAUAGAAAGGUAAAAGAAUUGCUGACUUUUCGAAUUGCUGGCUUAGCAGAUUUGAACAAUUUGAACGAAACAUUAUUAAACUUCUAACCAAGACAAUAAUUUUACGUAAAUGAUUCACUUCAUGUUGGUAUUUGUACUGGCUAUUUAACACCUUGAGUUAAUAUUGUCUGUGUCGCAAAUGCACCAUUUUCUCUAUUUUAUUCCAGGCGAUAGGUGCCAAUAAGCCAACAGCAAAGUUCAAUAUAAAAAUAAACUAAAACUAUCCUUAAAUAGUACAUAGUUCGAAAUAGCAUUUUAGACCGGAUGUGCCUUUACGAUUUGCAUUAAAAACAUUAUAGACAAGAAUGAAUAAAAAUGUGUUAUUUUUGAAUCCUCUACUGGUUUAUCAACCAAGGAAAAAAAACAUUCUAAUGUUGUACGAUUAUUGAAUUUAUAGUAGAAAGUAUAAGAAAAUAAUAGAUUAAGCAAACUGUGUAUGUAAUAAAGAUGUAAGAUGAACAAUAAAAUUUAACCUGGUUUAUUCA